AUGAUAGCUCCAGAAGGUUGGGUAUAUUGUUAUUGCGAUCCAGUGUUUUCUGUGUUUCUGCCAGACUCUUUUGGUACAUGUCCAGUGGGUGGAUGUCGCGCAUUCCAAAGUAUCACAUUUAUUCUUUUCUUUGCCAUGUUUGCUGAGGGUUGUCGUCGUCUCUGGAUCCAACGUGAACACUACAAGACUGCCAUCUACAUCAGUAAUUCAUUGUUGACUUUUGCCAAUCUCACACAAUCCAUUCGUACUAUCCUAUUGUUUGCCGAAGUUGUUGAGAUCUACGGUCCAACCACACUCUUCCUCUUUGGUAUCGGUUUUUAUUUCUCUGCGUAUCUCUGGAUUCUCGUGUCGUGGUGUGAUAUCAUCCUUUCCGUUAACUUUUCAAAGACAGCCCAGAAAGUCUUCCCCAUUGUACGUUGGGCAAUUAUUUUCCUCACCAUCAUGCACUUUGUCGGUUGGAUCAUUGCAAUCAAGAUCUGGUGGCCAUACCAAGCAACCAACGCCUGGAUCGCAUCCUAUGGAUUCGGUACCAGUUUGGGAUUCUUGUUUUUGGGAUUCUUCAUCUGGCGUGAGUACAAGAGUGUCUCGUCGAUUGCCGCACACGGUGACAACGCCGAAAAGACCUACCGUAAAGUGAAGAAGGUAACUCGUCUCUCUGCCUACGUCGUUGCAGCUGCCUUGCUGAUGACUGCCGUCUCGUUCGGUUCCAGCUACAUCAUGCCAAAGAACUUCAGUGGCAUGCUGGCAUGGCUUUUCAUUACCCGUGGUACUUUUAUCAUUUUCAGUUCUUCCACAUUGAUCUUCUUGAUUCCACAAUCAAAGAAGAUGAAUCAAUCGACUUCCUCAAGCAACAAAUCAAGUCAGUGGUCCGACAAGAUGAACAAGAUGGAGUUCCACUCCAACGAUGCUUCUGCCGCUGCCAACCACGAUCUCGAAGAAUCAGUAGGUCAAACUCAACAACCAACCAACAAAAUUGUCGGUAUAAGCGCGAACCAAGACAAUAACACUGGUUCUUCACAAGUUUAA
Messenger RNA from Heterostelium album PN500, 1026 nucleotides. RefSeq lists its product as uncharacterized. Lineage: Eukaryota; Evosea; Eumycetozoa; Acytosteliales; Acytosteliaceae. The record is from RefSeq and is a predicted model, not a curated record. The transcript has a single exon. The coding region runs from base 1 to 1026 and encodes 341 amino acids.